AUGGCCUUAGAAGUCCAAAAUCAACAACCUCAGCCUCUUCAACUAGUUUAUGCUAGUGGUAUUGCUGCAGCUAAAACGGGUGCAGGUCAUCACCGCCGCAUAGCCACCGCUCUCCACCACCCUCCUCCACCUAAAGAAUUACGGGAGCCUUCUCAUCUCAAGACAGGUGAAGAAAAGAAAUUCUUGGAAACAAAAGCCAUGAGUCGAAGGAACGGACCAAAACUUGACCUCAAGUUGAAUUUGUCACCACCAAGGGUGAACCGGGCACGAUUCGAUUCUCCAGGUCGAUCAUCGACAUCUCCACCGAGUUCCUGCGUGUCGUCUGAGCUGAUCAAUCCGGACGAGUCCCUCUUUUACUCGAACAGUCCAGAGGCUACAUCCAUGGUGCUGGUAGGGUGUCCUCGUUGUCUCAUGUAUGUCAUGCUAGCAGAAGAGGACCCCAAAUGCCCCAAAUGCAAAAGCACUGUUUUGCUUGAUAUUAUCCAUCAGAAGAACACCACCUCCUCCAAGAAAACAAAGAAGGGUUAG
Fraxinus pennsylvanica is the source of this 528-nucleotide messenger RNA. The record is from the annotation of a GenBank genome assembly. NCBI's taxonomy places the organism in Eukaryota, Viridiplantae, Streptophyta, Magnoliopsida, Lamiales, Oleaceae.